UUUUCAGGGAGAUACACCUAUCUACUUAUCUAUGGAUACACCACUCACAGAUUGGAUAAUAUAAAAAGUCUACAGUGUUUACUAAUGUUCUUCGAACCUAUAAACACAUAACAUGUAUAAUAAUAUUAAAAUGAAAGUGAAAAGAAAUGAAAAAGAUGAAACUGUAGGGUGCACCGAGUUCGAAGAGCGCAUCAAGUUUUGUUCAGAAAAAAUUGAAGAUGUUAAUAUUUCCGAACAAUUCAUUGAUGAAAAUGGAAUUCAUGAGAGGACAGUUUACUUAGAAUAUGUUAAUGAAAAUGACUUGAGACAAUCAGCCAAACACAAUGACUUUCUUGAUGAUUCUUCAAAAACAAAAGAAUUAUCUCAAUUUUGUGAAGAAUCUUCUCAUUCAAAUAGGAAGCAACAUAAGUGUCACCUGUGUGAUUAUGCUACACAUGAGAAAGUGAAACUCAAACAACAUAUAGAUGGUGUUCAUUUGAAUUUGAAGGAAUAUAAGUGUCACCUGUGUGAUUAUGCUACACAUGAGAAAGUGAAACUCAAACAACAUAUAGAUGGUGUUCAUUUGAAUUUGAAGGAAUAUAAGUGUCACCUGUGUGAUUAUGCUGCAACUCAGAAAAAUAGUCUCAAACUUCAUAUAGAUGGUGUUCAUUUGAAUUUGAAAGAACAUAAGUGCCACCUUUGUGAUUAUGCUGCAACUCAGAAGAAUAGCCUCAAAUAUCAUAUAGAUGCUGUUCAUUUGAAUUUGAAGAAAUAUAAGUGUCACCUUUGUGAUUAUGGUGCAUAUUUGAAAGUGAAUAUGAGAAAUCAUAUAGAUGCUGUUCAUUUGAAUUUGAAGAAACAUAAGUGUCACCUGUGUGAUUAUGCUGCAACUCAGGAAAAUAGUCUCAAAUUUCAUAUAGAUGCUGUUCAUUUAAAUUUGAAAGAACAUAAGUGUCACCUGUGUGAUUAUGCUGCAACUCUUAAAAGUAGUCUGAAACGUCAUAUAGAUUCAUUUCAUUUAAAUUUGAAAGAACAUAAGUGUCACCUGUGUGAUUAUGCUGCAACUGUUAAAAGUAGUCUCAAACGUCAUAUAGAUUCAUUUCAUUUCAAUUUGAAAAAACAUAAGUGUCACCUGUGUGAUUAUGCUUCAACUCAGAAAAAUAGUCUCAAACGUCAUAUAGAUUCAUUCCAUUUGAAUUUGAAAGAACAUAAGUGCCACCUUUGUGAUUAUGCUGCAACUCAGAAAAAUAAUCUCAAACGUCAUAUAGAUUCAUUUCAUAAGUGUCAGCUGUGUGAUUAUGUUACAACUUUGAAAGGAAAUCUCAAUAAACAUAUAUAUUCAGUUCAUUCGAAAAGAUAUAAUUGUCGCCUAUGUGAGUUCGUUACAAAUAAGAUAAUAGUAUUGAAACAACAUAUACAUUCAAUUCAUUUCUAUGAACAUAAUUACGCUAAAAAUCCAGAAAAUAAUAUAUAGAUUAUGUUCAUCUGAAUUAGAUGCAAGAUUAUACAUGUGAUCUCUGUGAUUUUUUUUUUUUUUUUUCAAAUUAUAAAGGUAUUUCCAAAUGACGUAUAGAUUGUGUUCAUGUAUAAUUGAAGCAACACACGUGAUUAUGCUCAGUCUGUAUAAAUUUUUUCCAAUUUUUUUCCAAUGACUCAAACGUCAUAUUGUAUAUUAGUCUCAAUUGAAGGAGAGGCUGGAGAGAUCAUUUAGAUAGGAUGGCUGAAGAUCGGAUAGCCAAAAUUGUAAAGGAAUGUGUACCAAACACGAGAGACCACCGAAGAGAUUGUACGAAAGCUGGAACUCAGCCUCCCAAGAGAGACCAAGGAGUUGCUACAAAACAGGACCAUGUCCUAGAAAACGAGGAAAAAAAGAAGAAGUCCAAUUUGAAUAAGGUUUUUUAUUAUUAGUAUUAUUACUAAUUUCAGCAUUAGGCAGAAUCUGAAUUCGAUGAGAAUACUGAGUCUUCUGAGUUCUGACUAAAGUGUUACAAGUUUAAAUUACAUGUUUGAAAUAUUCUUUUUGUGGCAAUUAGAAGUUAAGUUUAUAACAAUUGAAAUAUAUACAGUUUCUUAGUAUUAUAAAGUGUUCAAUAAUAUGAUAAGCACACAUUUGAUGAAUUCAAGGCUUCAAUUGUUUUCAAUAUAAAAUAAUUUAAUGCUGAGGUUUUUA
Molecule: messenger RNA, 2149 nt
Organism: Harmonia axyridis
Lineage: Eukaryota; Metazoa; Arthropoda; Insecta; Coleoptera; Coccinellidae
Product: zinc finger protein 64-like
Exons: 2
Coding region: 113-1453 (446 amino acids)
Biological process (GO): regulation of transcription by RNA polymerase II
Molecular function (GO): RNA polymerase II transcription regulatory region sequence-specific DNA binding; DNA-binding transcription factor activity, RNA polymerase II-specific
Source: RefSeq, a predicted model, not a curated record